AGAUACCACGUUCCCAAACUCCUCCACCUCACAAGCCACCCACUAAUAUCCCAAACCGUCUCAAAUUCCCAACCCUUCACUCCAAAAUCCAAAACCCCAGUUCCACCUAUACACACCGUUUUGGCGCGUUUACUUGCCCUCCAUGGCGAUGGCUGCGCGCGUUAUUCGCUGCGAGCUGAGGAAGUUCCAAAGCCCCGCGGUCCGCGGCGUCGAACCGAUUGCUCCGGUUCAGGUUCCGAAACCGGCGGCUUCAGAUCCGAAGAGCGCGAAGAUCGUGCUUCAGCCUCGGCUCUGCACUCUGAGAUCGUACGGCUCGGAUCUGGUCAGGGUGAUGAAGACGAAGGACGAAACGACGUCGCCGUUCUUCGCGACGCUGUCGGAGUACAUCGAGAGCUCGAAGAAGAGUCAGGAUUUCGAGAUCCUGUCGGGUCGGCUGGCGAUGGUGGUUUUCGCGUUGACGGUGUCGGUGGAGGUGGUGACCGGGAACUCGUUGUUUAGGAAAGUGGAGGUGGAGGGGAUUGCGGAGGCGGCUGGGGUGUGUUUGGCUGCGGUGACGUGUGCGGCGGUUUGUGCAUGGCUCACCAGUGCCCGAACCCGAGUGGGUCGGAUCUUGAGCUUGAGCUGCAACACGUUAAUUGACUCGCUCAUUGACCAGAUUGUGGAUGGCUUAUUUUACGAUGAUCCCACCGACCUACCUUAGUGAUUGCUGGAUCGAUUUUCCCAUCUCCAAAGUCAUCAAACAAGCAGAGCAAAUACUAUUAGAUUAAUAAAUAAUGACCAAUUUACAUAUGUGAUAGGAGUGAAUGUUGUGUUUGAGUGUGUGUGUGUAUAAAUAUAGUAUCAAAUUAAGUUCAUGAGUUCGUCAUCCUCUGUAAAAUUAACCAUUACAGUUUACAAGGAGAGAUCUGUAGUCAAAUAAAUCCAAAUUAUUAUA
Pyrus x bretschneideri (Chinese white pear) is the source of this 934-nucleotide messenger RNA. RefSeq names its product stress enhanced protein 2, chloroplastic. The transcript has a single exon. Gene Ontology annotation, biological process: cellular response to high light intensity. The coding region runs from base 143 to 700 and encodes 185 amino acids. NCBI's taxonomy places the organism in Eukaryota, Viridiplantae, Streptophyta, Magnoliopsida, Rosales, Rosaceae. The record is from RefSeq and is a predicted model, not a curated record.